Molecule: messenger RNA, 3450 nt
Organism: Plasmodium cynomolgi strain B
Lineage: Eukaryota; Apicomplexa; Aconoidasida; Haemosporida; Plasmodiidae
Exons: 1
Coding region: 1-3450 (1149 amino acids)
Molecular function (GO): metal ion binding
Source: RefSeq, a predicted model, not a curated record
AUGUCUAUAGAAAAUAAUCUUGAAUCUUGCCUGAAAAUUGCUAGUCAGUACAUCACAGAUUUUAAGUAUUCGAAAUUUUUCGUCAAUGGAAAUUACACCACCUUGUGCGAAAACGUUUUAAAGAAUAGGCUAAGCAUAAAAAACAUUUUGACUGAAUUUCAUAAAAAAUGUUAUCAGCCAAGAAAUAUGUCACUAACAAUACUGCUAGGAAACAAGGUAAAUACUGCCGAUCACUACAACAUGAAAGAUGUUGAAAAUAUGGUUGCCCACAUAUUUGGAAAGAUAAAAAAUGAGAGCUACCCCAUUGAUGGGGAUGUUAUAAAGAAACAAAUUAAUCGUAUGGAAUCAGAAAGGGUAAAUUUUAAUGGGAAAAAAGACAAUUACAAUGAUGCAAAUUUCAUCUACAUGGAGGGGCGAGAUGAAAAGGAAGCUGCGUUUGUCCAAUCUAUGAAUGAGCUUCAUUACUCGCUUGAUUUAAACCAGAAGAGCAGGUAUGUUGAAAUCAUAAAAAAAGAAGAAUGGGGGGAUCAACUUUACCUAUACUGGAGCUCCAAAACUAAUGCUGAGUUGUGUAAAAAGAUUGAAGAGUUUGGAUCAAUGACAUUUUUACGUGAAAUAUUUUCUGACUUCAGAAGGAACGGAUUUUAUUAUAAAAUAUCUGUGGAAAAUAAAUAUGUCUAUGAUUUGGAGGUUACCAGCAUAUGUAACAAAUACUACUUGAAUUUCGGAAUAUUGGUAAAAUUAACACAAAGUGGGAAAAGUAACCUCGCUCAUUUGAUACACAUAUGCAACGUGUUCGUUAACGAAAUAAGCAAAUUAUUUGAUCGUGAUAGUUUAGAUAAAGGUAUAAGUAAAUACAUCCUUGACUAUUACAGGGAGAAGGCAUUGGUCACCGAUUUGAAUUUUAACAGUGAUAAUGUUAAUGUAAGCAUUGAUGAUUUAGUAAUUUAUUCGAACAGACUGCUAGUUCACGCUGAUGACCCAUCUUCCCUUUUAACCAUUCAUAGUUUAAUUGAAGACAAGCAUAAAAAUGACUUUCGCAAUCACAUUAAAAUAACAAGUUUGGUAGGAUCUCUAAUUAGAAAUGAUAAUUUAAAUAUUAUAAACGUUGUAGAUGCAUUCAGCUUAACAAACCAGGGUCAAAUUCCGAACACUACCAUAACGUAUGCUUUAGGGGAAAAUCCAUAUUUGGUUGGUCAAGGGGGAGUUACAAACGAUGUAAAUAUUGCACUUCCAGAAAUAAAAGUUUGCCCUUUCAACAGCUUUGACAAUAACAACGCUUUACAUGAAGAAUCAUUUUUCUGUGUCCCAUACAACAAUAAAGAAAACUUUGAAUUUUCAGACACUAAACCAAUGUUUGUGUCUGAGGAAAAUAAGAAUGAGUUCAGAGCUAGCGUUUUGUAUAGCAUGCCUUGUUUGAUUAAAUCAUCCUACGGGUACAAUAUUUAUUUUAAAAGAGGUCUAACAGAUGCUUCAAAAGUAAAAGCGGAUUUCAUUUUUUAUUUCCCUUCUGAAAAGAUUACUUUUUAUGAAGCUAUUUUUUCCCGUAUACACAUUAUAAUUUUGAGGAAAAAAAUAAAACUCUUCCUCACUGAUUAUGCUAGCUGUUCGGUAAAUGUACAUAUCAAGCGGAACGCAGAAUCGUACAGUGUACACGUGGACACUAACAGCUAUCAUUUCUCAGAAUUGUUUAGCAAACUAGGGGACCUUUUAUCAGUGAAAGAAACCCCCUCCAAAGAAGAAUUUGCCGAUGCUUAUGAUGAGUUAAAUAUGUACGUGAGAAGUAGCAGAAAAUUGGGAGCAGGAAAUUCGUUAAAAAUUAUGCAUUCCUUAUUUAACCAAUAUGAGCCAACGGACAAAGAAAUGGAUGACCUUUUAAGCGCAUACUUCUUUUAUCCCUCAUAUACGGAUUACACCAAAUAUGUAGUUGAUUUUUUUCAUAGAAAUUAUGUUAGCAUAUUUAUAUAUGGAAAUAUUGCAAUGACGACGGAAAAGGAGAACGAAAAUGCAACUAGCUACACUGACCAGAAUGCUGACAAUGGGGGCAGCGGCGUUCCGAAUAGCAGGAGGCAUAAUGUUAAUGAUAAUACUAAUGCUAGUGCUACUGUUAGUGUUAAUGGCAAUGGGGGUUGGCACAGAUCUAGUCUGAUGCUUUACGCCGAGGAGAAUAAUAAAGGCAGUGCCUCACAGUGGGAGGAACGAGAUAACAGGCUGAACGCGCAAGAAAAGCUCGGAGAACAGGCGUUUGCACCAGAUUCCAUUCAAAUAUCUCACAACGGGGUAGGGAUAGAAUACUUAGUUAACCUGUCGGAGUCAUUCAUAAAGAAAGUGACCAAUGGAGUUGUAAGACGAAGCGAGUCCACGUACUACACGAGCAAGUUAGUUCAUAAUGAAGAUGUAGAAAUAAAUAUCCCCAAUAUGUCUCAAAAUGGGAGCAGUUCAAUAAUAGUGUCCUACACAAUCGAAUCAGAAAGUAUGUUAAGCGAUGUUUUAAUUAACAUUAUCGUUGAUUUAAUAUCAUCCGACUUUGUUAAAGUUUCUAAACUAAGAUAUAAUGAUGGUAACAUGGUUGAAGUAAAACCAUUUUUCACGCGCUAUGGGUUAAGUGGAUUGCUUUUUGUUAUUCAGAGUUUUGACAAGGAUGUUGAAAAACUGGAGGCACAUAUAUGCACCUUUGUAAAAUAUGUGAUAUUUCAACUGAUGAACAUUGGAAUGUCUGAUAUGGUGAAAAAGCUGGAAUCCAUGAAGGAGUAUUAUAUCAUAAAUAACACCAUAUUUACGUUCGACCAAGAGUAUGCAUCCAUAACGGAUCAGCUAACCUCUGGAAUGGAGUGCUUUGACAAAAAAUACAAAAUUAUAAAAAUAUUCGAUGAAUUAAUUAAUUGCCCCAAAAUAAUUUUGAAUAAAAUGAACGCUAUUUUAAAAAACUCCAAGAAGGCAAUUUUUAAGGAAUAUAAAGCAGAUCACGCGUCUUCUAGCAAAAGCGACCAAGUUGACAAUGAGAACUCAUACAUGUGCAAUUAUUCCCACAAGGUGCCUGCGAAAUUGUCAAGUGUGCAACUGGCAGCGAAUUCUCGGUUGGCUAAGAAAAAGCAACCAAAAGAGAGAACUUUGCGCAAUGACACAUUUAGGAUGAGCAAAUUACGCAAAAUGGAGAAUUUCAUUAAUGUGUCAAAUUUCGUUCAGAUAAAAAGCAAAGGGUUCUUUCAGUACGUUAUCGAUUAUUUUAGGGGUAACGUGAACUCGCCCUUGAAUGACAACAAUUAUCUCGACUUUAAAAGCUGCGACGAAGAAAUGUCCAAAAGGAACUUCCGCGUAUUUUACAAUUUUGCCAAUGACGUAAAUAAAAUAAGGGAGUACUUUCUCCUUAAGUUUUCCAGUGAUAAAGAAAUUAGGGAGAAGUGCUCCGUAGAUUAUGAAGAAAUUAGACAGUAUUGCAGUGAACACUAA